Molecule: messenger RNA, 5438 nt
Organism: Rhipicephalus microplus (southern cattle tick)
Lineage: Eukaryota; Metazoa; Arthropoda; Arachnida; Ixodida; Ixodidae
Biological process (GO): protein phosphorylation
Molecular function (GO): ATP binding; protein serine/threonine kinase activity
Source: RefSeq, a predicted model, not a curated record
GCCAGCUGCUAGCGCUAACGAGACCCUCGUGUCAGUGGCCGCCUGCGUCAAGCCGGUCCGGCGCGCCGGACUAACACGCGCGCCUUCGAACGCAUCGAAAGCCCGCGAUGGAUCUCUAAGAGGACGACGUGCCGCGCGCGCCGCGGACAGUGCACCCAAGAGCGACGGGCUCCGCACGUAGCUCGGAGUUCGAGCCGAGGCUCGGAGCCAGCGGCCGUUCGCGACUACGGUACGGCGGCGGAGUCCGCGCAGCGCUGUUCGGUGUACCUGUGGCGCGGGCGGCGGUGAGGGGCGGCUGAUUGCGGUGCGCGGUUCUCGAGUCGCGAAGGAGACGUCGUGUCUGCCAGGGAGGCGGACGCCGCAGAAGCGAGAGUGCGCCAUGACCGCGCCGCGCUCCCGGAGAGCACGGCCGCGGAGGCGAGCGGCCCAGAGACGGGGACCCGGCGGGCACCGGGUCCUCCGGUCCCGUCACUGACGCUGGCAGGAGCGGCGGGAGAGGCGGCUGACGGCGAUGCGACCUCGCUCAAGACCUACAUGGAAGACGUCGGCAGGCGGUUGACCCGCACGCUUUCGACGCCCAAGCGCUGCUCCACAUGCAACAAGAUGGUGUACUUCACGGGCAUCCGCUGCAAACAGUGCGGGGCGCUGUCGCACGAAUCGUGCGCCAACCACAGCCCCCACUGGUGCUCCCCGGCCACCGUCGUCGACCUGGGACGCCGCAGCGGCGCGGGAAACCACCAAACCCUGGAUGCCGCCGAAGACCGCUGCGGGGAGCAGGAGUGGCGCUUUUCGAGCGUGGGCCACGAGGUGCUCACCGUGAGCCCGCUGAUGGACCAGCCUUUCCUGUUCAGCAGUACCGGCGACCACGGCACUUCGGCGUCGGCUAGCCAGCUACAGCCGGCUCUGCCGGCGCCGCCGCCACCACCUCGGUCUCCGACGCUGGCGGUGACGGGACUGCUGAAGGUGGUCCACUGGCUCUCCCAGAGGCGCAAAUCUGCGCGUCCCGACGCCGUCAAGCAGCUGGGCCGCUCGCGGCUGGCCGACGAGCGGCUGGCGCGCAAGAAGCUCAAGGUGCUGAGCUCACACCAGCCGGCCGCGGCCACGCCGCCUUGCACGUGCCACACGCGCAAGGCUUCGUUCGCUGCCGGCAUCCUGUCGCCCAACGGCAGCCUCUCGUCGAGCGGCUACAUCUCGUCGUCGGCCUCGUCGGCCGUGCAGACGCCAUCAGACACCGAGCUCGACUGCCGAGGCGCCCGGGCGCACGAACCCUGCCGGCUGCAUCCGACGCGCGGUGCUGGCCUGGUGCGCCAGAACGCGGUGAUCAGCGAGCACGGCCGCUCGGGCCGCCAGUGGCUGGCCAACAAGGCGCGCACACUCAGCCUGGAGACCAAGGCCAAUGACGUCGAAAAGCUCUGCGCUACGUGGCCUCCUCUGGGAAGGUCAGCUGGAAAUCCAGCAGAGAACUUUCUUGAAGAACCCGAGUCUGGCAUUGAAGAGAGCGAGCAGGAAGACAAAUCAAAAAGCCAGAGCACCAACAUCAAGGACACUUUAGGUGAAUGGUGUGUGCCGUACAAGGACGUGGAGUUUAAGGAAAGACUACGACAAGGCAGGGAUACAGAUGUGUACAGGGGACGAUGGCAUGGUGAAGUUCUCAUCUAUACCUUUCGACACACUAAAGAGCAAGAUGUGACGAAAUUUUGGGAUGAAGUUGGCAAACUCAGCAUGAUCCGCCAUGAAAAUAUCGCUCUUUUCAUGGGCGCAUGUGCAGAACCUCCACAGUAUGCUAUCAUCACCAGCAUGAAGAAAGGCCCAUCACUGUUUGAGCAUAUCCACAUCAAGAAGCACCACCUCUCAUUCCAUACCAAGGUCAAUAUUGCGAGACAGAUUGUGCAGGGCAUGGGCUACUUGCAUGCCAAAGGCAUUGUGCACAAGAGCCUCACCUCUAAGAAUGUUGUAUUGGAGAGUAGAGUCAAGCUGUGCCUCAUGGAUCAAGGUCUCGCGGAGAGGGUACACGACCCAUCCGAUCGUGGUUGCCUUGCACGGGGUCAUCUCACCUACCUGGCUCCUGAAUUGAUGCGCCAACUCAGGGUGGAGCCACCAAAUGUUUUCUCAGACUGUGAACCAUCUCAAGAGUCAGACCUUUAUGCCUUUGGGACGAUCUUGUAUGAACUGAUUGCUGAAGCCUUCCCAUUUGGCUUUCAACAUCCACACUCGGUCAUUUGGCAAAUUGCAUCUGGACAGCAGCAGCCACUGAACCAUCUUCAAUGCACUGGGAGCUUCAAGACAUUGAUCCAUGAAUGCUGGUUCAAGGCACCAGAAGCUCGUCCCUCUUUCGUCAUGAUUGGACGACAGCUCCAGGAAAAUGUGACUCUCCACCGAAAGCACAGUUCCUCCGAGCCUGACCGCUUGCACCAUUCUGGUCUCGGCAUUGGGCGACAACCGCUGUGUUCCUAACCGACUCGUGUCUGCACUCACGUCGCCUGGUUAUUCUCCCACUUCAAGGACAGCAAUGCAUUAUCCAAUACUCUGUGGCAGUGCUUUACACCAUCCUUGCAAUAAUUGUGUGGACGGGCUGUCUUCCCUGCAAGUGGUGGAGGACUACGUAACGGCACCCGCAAGUGAUAAGAACAAACUGUUCUGUGCCCAAGUUAUGAACAAACAGGCUCCAGUUGCGACCAGCUUCAGCCUGCAUUCUUCUAGGAGAUCUCAACUUUCACAUGGCAGCUGGCUGCAAUCCAGUACAGUAGCGAACAACAUUCCAAUGCACAUGCAUGAAAUUACCUUUUUUUCUUUUUUUGCUUGUUUAUGUUUCUGCAGAUAUCUAGUGUGAAGUACCUGAAAUGAUGCAGCGUGGUCAACUAUGCUCGUUGAGGAAUGUGGGCUCCUCGGCAACGAACAUUUAUAGUGGACUGCCUACUUCAAUGGGCACCUAUAAAUUUUUGUGGGAGCCAAAAGUGUACCACUGCAACAUAGCAGUUUGCAUAAAAAAAAAGGUCGUAUGUUAAUGUGUAGACUCGGUUGUAUACAUUUCAUGUAUUUUGCUAAAUGUUAACUGCUACGAGUUCUUUGCUAUAAAAUGAACAGAAUAAUAGUCUGCAAAGCAGUUAGUAGCCAAAAGCUGUACACAUCUGGCAGAAUGCAAAGCUUGCUGGCAUACCACUCCAGACGGACCUCAUAAUGCCCGACUACAAUGAGGAGGCAGUAACACCAUGCUUUCACAAUUCGUCUUUGUUCAAGCAGGUUUCAAACCUACACUUGUACCUUGAGUUGCAAAGCACUCUCUAAAGAUUCGAAGAAUGUAACAUUUAAACUUUUUUUUUUACAACCAUGCUUCUGAUCUGUCAACGCAAACCUUUACAGCUUUUUAAAAACUGAUGUAGGGUGCAUAGUCACAUUGCUGUAACUAGCGAUUUCGAAAACUUUCGAGAUUGCGACAUUUUUUCUUGUUUGAACUCAACUGUGCUGACAAAUUUCAAAAAUCUUUUCGGCCCUACUUUCUAAAAACCUGGCUGUGCAAGAUGUAGUAACAUAGCUGUUGACUUCAUAUGGUGGAGUCUAAUGAAGAAAACAGGCCUUUCCUUCCUUGCUUUCAUUCAUACCUGUAACCACUGGUUUAUUCUGAACUUGCGCUGUGUGGAGUUGGUGUAGCCGGCAAGGUUAGUUCAGCAGUGAAUGUUUGAAAACAUUUUUCAGUCCUCUCUGUCUAGUCAGUAAAAGUACGAUGUGACCACUGCAUCUCCAUGCCCUCCCGGAUGUGUGAGGAAAAAGGGGGUCAUCAGCGUAACGGCUGUUUUAAGCUGUUUUCACUUGCCUUAUAAGCGGAGCAAUCCAAAGAACAGCAUGUACAUAGUGUUUAGUGUGUCUCUAUCAAAGAGCUGAAGUCAUCAAAGCCAAAGAAAAGUUGCAGCUUGGUCCACUGCUAUUGCACUCAGUUUUGACGGUGUGUCUUGCUGCCAUACUGUCGCCCAGUAGCAGUGCAAUGUAAACCACCACUAGAUACUGCAUCUGCAGCUUUCUUUGCCAAAACUGUUACUACCUCCAGUGAAAAAAAGUAAAUCUAGCACAGUGUUGCAUAAUCAUAACGUCACAGAAAGAUUGCAUAUUUGGAAACAAGGAAAGUAGCAUGAAGCCUUUGAAUUUGCGCUGCAGUGGCCGUGGACCAAACAGUGACACGUAACUUUACCUUUAAAUAAUGUGUUCCCUGUAUACCAAUGCACCAUUACACACUCAGGGUGUUUACUGUUUUCCAUCUGUCUAGAAAACAACAGAAAAUUGCAGAUUUCAUCAUCUAUAUCAUGAAUUGCUUCUCAUCGUUACUGUUAUAUUACUAUGUGCCAAUGUAAAGUUGUCAGUCAUCAGUCCGAUAUGUUUUUGUUAAACUUUGCACUUACCCUGUGCUUUUAUUACUUGUAGCGUGUUCACUUUUUUCUGUUGUAUGUUUUGUGAUGCCUGAGAAAGAGCAGUUAGUCUUGGGGAGGGGUUGUCUCAGUAAAGCUCCAUUUUUGCUUGGCACAUUGUUGAUGAGCUGGUAGACACAUCUAAUGAUCGUACUACUACUGCUUGUUCUCCACAUAAUGUAGAGUAUGUCACCAUGGAACUUUAAUAGUGUCAAGAACAAGAUUGUUUGUUGUGUAUUGUAAACUGGUGAAUGCUGUUUUGUACAAACAUGAACUAUAUGCUGAAUCAUAUGACCCAUUUGAAGUGCCCCAUUCAGAAAUAAACCAGUGGGUGCAUUGGUUCAACUUCAGGCCCAGUAGUUGAAGCACAAUUCAGAUGUUGGGAAAUAUUCGAAAUUGAACAAACUCUGCAAAUUACACAGAGUUUUCUACUAAGGUGUCCUGUUUUGUUUUUUACAAGCACACAAUUUUCUGCAGCACCGUGUUUUCUUUACGGCAUAAAAUGAUCAAAGGAACAAGUUCUUUAAAUGCAGCCCUAAGAUGCAGUCCAUGAGCAAAACGAGAAUAUUAGUGGGUACAUUAAAUGCACACCAAAGGAAGCUUCAUAUUUAAGCUGACUGCAGGACCAAUCUAUGUUGCGAGCAUAAAUCUGAGAGCAACUAUGAUAAUGUUCUUCCUAGGUGCACAUGGUGAGAAAAACACUAGUCAGAAAGUUGCUACUGCUUCAGACAGCAAUACAUUUGAUUUCACCAGAGAUGUGCAGCGUAACAUACCGCUGCACUAUAAUAACAGUUGAACCUAAGGGUGGAAAGAAAGCUGGCUUAAGGGUAGCAUCACUGAAGUACUGGUGAAGCAUCUAAACAGCAUUUGCACACCCACUGUUAUCCUGAUGAAUGCAAGAUGUGCACUGUCAAUCUUCCCUGUGAAUAGAGCUGUGCAUAUUUUACUAUUGAUGCCAUAACAGAUAAACAAGUAUUAGCUUUUAUAAGUUCGAAUGUUCCCAGUGUUUUACUGUAAAUAAAGUUGUGCUUCACACUGUCA